Messenger RNA from Varanus komodoensis (Komodo dragon), 1602 nucleotides. It is a transcript of the gene RBM46, whose product is annotated as RNA binding motif protein 46. Gene Ontology annotation, cellular component: nucleus. Gene Ontology annotation, molecular function: mRNA binding. The transcript is spliced from 4 exons. Lineage: Eukaryota; Metazoa; Chordata; Lepidosauria; Squamata; Varanidae. The coding region runs from base 1 to 1602 and encodes 533 amino acids. The record is from RefSeq and is a predicted model, not a curated record.
AUGAAUGAAGAUCACACAGAUGUAAUAAAUGGUUGCAGCAAAGUUAGAACUGGUACUCAGAAUGAAGCUGCCUUACUGGCUCUUAUGGAAAAGACUGGCUACAACAUGGUUCAAGAAAAUGGGCAACGAAAAUUUGGUGGACCUCCACCGGGUUGGGAAGGUCCGCCACCACCCCGAGGCUGUGAAGUUUUUGUAGGAAAAAUUCCUCGGGAUAUGUAUGAGGAUGAAUUAGUUCCUGUUUUUGAAAGAGCUGGGAAGAUCUAUGAAUUCAGACUGAUGAUGGAAUUUAGUGGCGAGAAUCGCGGAUAUGCUUUUGUAAUGUAUACAACCAAAGAAGAAGCUCAACUUGCUAUUAGGAUCCUUAAUAAUUAUGAGAUUCGUCCUGGAAAAUUUAUUGGUGUCUGUGUAAGUUUGGAUAACUGUAGACUCUUUAUUGGAGCUAUUCCAAAGGAAAAGAAGAAAGAGGAGAUCUUAGAUGAAAUGAAAAAAGUCACCGAAGGUGUAGUAGACGUUAUUGUAUAUCCAAGUGCAACUGACAAGACAAAGAAUCGUGGUUUUGCUUUCGUAGAAUAUGAGUCUCACAGAGCUGCAGCUAUGGCAAGGAGAAAAUUGAUUCCUGGAACAUUCCAGUUAUGGGGCCAUACAAUUCAAGUAGAUUGGGCAGAUCCAGAAAAAGAAGUUGACGAAGAAACAAUGCAGAGAGUCAAAGUGUUGUAUGUUAGAAACUUGAUGAUUUCAACUACAGAAGAAACAAUUAAGGCUGAAUUUAAUAAAUUUAAGCCUGGAGCUGUUGAGCGUGUAAAGAAACUUCGAGAUUAUGCUUUUGUUCAUUUUUUCAACAGAGAUGAUGCAGUUGCUGCUAUGUCAGUUAUGAAUGGGAAAUGUAUUGACGGAGCUAGCAUUGAGGUAACACUAGCCAAACCAGUAAACAAAGAAAGCACUUGGAGACAACAUCUUAAUGGUCAAAUUAGUCCCAAUUCUGACAGUCUUCUAGUCUUCACAAGCAAAGAAGAUAGCCAUCAAAAAUCGCUAGCAAAGCCAGCAAAUCUUCCAGGUCGCCUUAAUGGACAGCAUAGUCCAAGUCCUCCUGAAAUUGAAAGGUGUACUUACCCAUUUUUUCCAGGAACAAAGCUUACUCCAAUUAGUAUGUACUCAUUAAAAUCUAGUUAUUUUAGUUCUGCAGCAAUGCAGUUAGAUUAUUACUGCAACAAAAAUAACUGGGCACCGCCAGAGUAUUAUUUAUAUUCAACUACAAGUCAAGAUGGAAAGGUAUUGCUAGUAUAUAAGAUUGUUAUUCCUUCUGUUGCAAAUGGAUCUCAGAGUUAUUUUAUGCCAGACAAACUCUGCACAACAGUAGAGGAUGCAAAAGAAUUAGCAGCACAGUUUGCGCUACUGCAUUUGGACUACAAUUUCCGCCGAAGUUCAGUAAAUAAUAUUUCCCCCAUUAGUGCUACUCUUUCUUCUGGAACUACCAGUGUGCUAUCUUACACAUCAAGACCCUAUUCUUACCCAAGCUACCCCUUGUCGCCAUCGAUUCCACUUGCUAACAGCAACCAUGUUGGACAGCGUCUGUAUAUCCCCAAUCAGGCUUCAUUUUUUUGA